UGCAUAUGGUGUGUUUUACGUACAUAUCAAACACAACAUAUUUCUCUUCUUCAUUCAUCUUCAUCAAAUCAAACUGGAAGAUAUCAUCUCAUAUUCCUUUCACCACCACCACCAUUCCCAUGGUCUUCUCGAGGCGGCGCCACCACCUUUUUAGCCGUCGGAGGUGGCUAAUCCCCGCCAUCACCGUCGCCUCCAUCUUUCUUCUCCUCUUCGUUUUCCUCUCCAUUCUUGUCCCUUCUCCUAAUGCCAAUCGUCGCGAUUCAUUGGGAGAAAAUGAUGCUGAUAAUGCAAUUGAAGAUUUUGAGUUACCUAUUGAGGAUAAAGAAGGAGUAAAUAAGCGGGAUAUAUGGAGUUCGAGAAAUUCCAACCUCUUUUAUGGAUGUAGUAAUGCUAGUAAGAAAUUUCAAAAAGCUGAGAAUAUAACUCAGCCUAACCGUUACUUGUUGAUUGUAACAACUGGAGGUCUUAACCAGCAAAGAACCGGUAUAACCGAUGCUGUUGUUGCUGCUCGCAUUUUAAAUGCUACUCUUGUUGUUCCAAAGCUGGACAAGAGUUCUUUCUGGAAAGACUCUAGCGUCUUCUCUGAUAUUUUUGAUGUUGAUUGGUUUAUAAAAUAUCUUGCCAAGGAUGUUUCAGUUAUAAAGGAACUUCCACUCAAAAAAGGGCAGGUCUGGGUACCUUCUAGAAUGCAAGUUCCUAGAAAGUGCAGCGAACGUUGCUACAUAAAUCGUGUAUUGCCUGCACUCGACAAGAAACACGCUGUACAGAUCACCAAGUUUGACUAUCGACUUGCAAAUAGGCUGCCUACAGAUUUGCAAAAGCUUAGAUGCAGAGUUAAUUAUCAUGCAUUGGAGUUUGCUGACCCUAUACGUAGACUGGGUGAGAAAUUGGUCCAGCGAAUUAGGACGAGGAGCAAGCAUUUUAUCGCUCUUCACCUAAGGUUUGAACCCGAUAUGCUUGCAUUCUCGGGAUGCUAUUAUGGAGGGGGCGAUAAGGAGAGGGAGGAAUUGGGGAGGAUACGGAAGAAGUGGAAAACUUUACGUGCGAGUAACCCCGAUAAGGCAAGGAGGAACGGAAGAUGCCCUCUGACUCCUGAAGAAGUCGGCUUGAUGCUGAGAUCACUUGGAUAUGACAAAAGUGUUCAUAUAUAUGUAGCAUCCGGUAACAUAUACAGAGGGAAUCAGACAUUGGCUCCAUUGAUGGCCCUAUUUCCAAACUUCUACACAAAGGACACCCUUGCAAGCAAGGAUGAGUUAGCACCAUUUUCUGCAUUUUCUUCGAGAUUGGCUGCUCUCGACUUCAUAGUUUGUGAUGAAAGCGAUGUAUUUGUAGCCAACAACCAUGGAAACAUGGUGAAAAUUCUAGCAGGGAGAAGGAGAUAUUUUGGUCAUAAGCCCACCAUUCGUCCAAACGCUAGGAAACUGUUUCGAUUAUUCUUAAACAGAAACUACAUGACAGAAAAGGAAUUUGUAGAUAGAGUCAAUAAAUGUCAGGCAGGCUUCUUGGGGGAGCCAAAGGAGAUUGGGCCAACCUGGGGUGUCUUUCAUGAAAAUCCAUCUCCAUGUAUAUGUGAGAAAGGAAAUAGUUCUACAAGAGAAAAGAUUCCACAUAGUAUGACGCGGCUAACAAAUACACACUAUGACGCGGAGACACCUGAGGAUCCUGAGGUGGACGUGUUGCUCUCAGAUUAAGAAUGUAUCAAUGACGACAGCUUUUCAAGAAAGUUUUGCUUGAACAUACACCAUUAGUCCCACGAUAUCUGUUGAGCCUUCACCAAAUGCAACAAAAGGGGGUGUGUUACGUUGUAGAUUCAAGUUUUCGUUGAGAGAUUUGCCCUCGAGUUCAUCUUUUAUUAGCUGGCUUUGUUGUUCAGAAUGAUUAGGAUCUCUCAAGAAACUCUAUAGAGCCAGUGAUGAACUAACAUUUUGGCCUAAAGAAGCUUCAACAAUCAUUUGUUCAGCUACUGGAUCAUUUCCAGAAAAACUUUAUAUACACAUGAUACAUAACACAUGCAUGUAAUAUAAUUAUAUCUAUUCACAUUUCUUUUUGUUUGUUUA
Messenger RNA from Capsicum annuum, 2057 nucleotides. Its product is annotated as O-fucosyltransferase 16. The coding region runs from base 6 to 1691 and encodes 561 amino acids. Lineage: Eukaryota; Viridiplantae; Streptophyta; Magnoliopsida; Solanales; Solanaceae. The transcript has 10 exons. The record is from RefSeq and is a predicted model, not a curated record.